Molecule: messenger RNA, 975 nt
Organism: Hydatigera taeniaeformis
Lineage: Eukaryota; Metazoa; Platyhelminthes; Cestoda; Cyclophyllidea; Taeniidae
Source: the annotation of a GenBank genome assembly
AUGUCUGCGACCGAUCAGGUUCGGAGCCUCUUGGAUGAGCUGAUGGGUGCAGCUAGAGAUGGAGGCGAGAAGCGUAUUGAAUUCGACGAUCCUCGGGUUUGUAAGAGCUUCCUUCUCGACUGCUGCCCUCACGAGAUUUUGGCGGGAACAAGGAUGGAUCUUGGCGAAUGUCCCUACUCUCAUGAAGUCGGCCUCAAGUCGGAUUAUCGUCGAGAAGCUGCGAAAAGGCCCUACUAUUACGAGAUAGACGCUUUGCGACAUCUAGAAGCCUUUAUCGCCGAGAGCAAUCGUCGGACUGAGCACGCCAAAGCCAAGUUGAAGGAGACACAGGAAGAGUUGACCGAAGAGGCUGCUGCCCAGGUUGAGAAGAUAAACAAACUGAGUGAGGAGAUCGGUACAACGUUGGCAAAGGCUGAGCAAAAGGGGCAUGAGGGCCAUGUGGAGGAGUCCUUGGAGCUUAUGAAGCGCGUGGAGGAACUAAAUGCCGACAAGGCAAAACAUGAGGCGGAUUUGCGGAACGCCAUCCCAGUUAGCACCUAUCAACAACAGAAAUUGCGUGUUUGUGACGUUUGCUCAGCGUACCUCGGUGUGCACGACAAUGAUAGACGUCUUGCGGAUCAUUUCGGCGGCAAGUUGCACCUGGGUUUCAUCACAAUCCGAGAGAAACUGGAGGCACUGAAGAAGUAUGUGGAAGAGAAUGAUCUGGUUAGGAAGCAGCGUGAAGAUGCCUCGCUUCCACGAAGAGAGCCGAGGAGGGAUAGUAGAGAUAGAGAUAGGGAGCGAGAUCGAAGUCGAGACUGGGAUCGUGAUCGUGAGCGAAGUAGGGAGCACAGGCGUCGACGAAGCCGCUCUAGAAGCCACUCGCGGAGUCGUCGACACGAUAGGCAUCACAGAUCAAAUGGUAGCAGGCGUCAUCGAGAUGACAGUCGCGAGAGAAGACAUCGGCCGAAGAGUUCGCGUGCUUAUGACGAUUAG